AUGACAGAACCAGAGACGAGAUACCCAACCUUGGAGAAUAUGGCUCUCGCCAUCAUCACCUCGGCGAGAAAACUCAGGCCUUACUUCCAGUCGCAUACCAUCAAGGUGCUCUCCAACCAACCCCUUAGGACGGUGAUGCAAAACACCAACCAAUCAGGAAGGCUAACAAAAUGGGCAGUGGAACUAAGCGAGCACGACAUCGUGUACAAGAAUAGAACAGCAGCUAAGUCGCAAGUUCUUGCUGACUUUUUGUUCGAGCUAACACCGGAGUUAGAACAGGAUCUCGUGCUACCAAGUCUGAACUGGAUAUUGCACGUAGAUGGGUCAUCCACGAACAAAGGUUCGGGGGCAGGCGUACAGCUCCAAUCCCCGACAGGCAAACUAAUCCGGCAAUCGUUCAGUUUUGGCUUUGUCGCGUCCAACAACGAAGCCGAGUAUGAGUCUCUCAUCGCAGUCCUUCGUCUUGCAAAAGCAGUAAAGGCUAAACGAAUCAGCGCAUAUUGUGACUCCCAACUCGUAGUGAGUCAGUUUCUUGGAGAAUAUGACGUCAGAAAUGAGAGGAUGGAUGCCUACUUAACACUUGUCAAAGAUCUUACACGGGAUUUUGAGUUCUUCGAGCUCACAAAAGUUCCCCGCGGAGAGAACGUAUGCGCGGACGCCCUCGCAGCCCUCGGAAGUAAGCUACACGACCAGGUGAAAAGGAUAAUCCCGAUACACAGGAUCGAGAUGCCAAUCAUCAGCCCAGCGACAGAGCCGCUUGCCAUUGCAGCAUCUAUCACCGACGCCAUGAAUAUUGAACAGCUCAACGAUUGGCGAACGGAAUUCAUCGAAUACCUAUCCAACGGCGUAUUACCCACAGAAAAAUGGGAAGCACGACGACUCAAACAGCGCAGUGCACAUUACGUCGUCAUGGAUGGCGCACUUCAUCGAUGGACUGCAACAAAGGUACUCCUUAAAUGCAUUUUCGGAGACGAAACAAGACUAUUCAUGGCUGAAACACAUGAGGGGGCAGCAGAAAAUCAUUCGGGGGGACGAGCUCUCGCAUUAAAAGUGAAAAGCCUUGGUUUCUACUGGCCAACUAUGAACGCAGAUUGCGAGUACUAUGCCAAGAAAUAUGACAAGUGCCAGCGACACGCUUCAACCAUCCACAGUCCGACGGAGUUACUCCAUACCUUAACGGCGCCAUACCUCUUCAUGUGGUGGGGAAUGGAUAUCAUUGGACCAAUGCUGAGCUCUCGACAGAAAAGAUUCAUCCUGGUCUUAACAGAUUACUUCACCAAAUGGGUGGAAGCAGAAGCCUACGCCAGCAUCACCGACAAGGAAGUGCAGAAAUUUGUUUGGAAGAACAUCAUCUGCAGACACGGGUUCCCGUAUGAAAUAAUUACCGACAACGGAUCCCAGUUUAUCUCCCAUAACUUCAAGGAAUUCUGCGACAGAUGGAGAUUCGACUCAAUAUGUCCACACCGAGAAACCCGCAAAGCAACGGUCAGGCUGAGUCCACAAACAAAACAAUCAUCGACGGACUUAAAAACGACUAGACUUGAAGAAAGGAUGCUGGGCCGAAGAACUGGAUGGAGUCCUCUGGUCCCAUAG
Molecule: messenger RNA, 1593 nt
Organism: Brassica oleracea var. oleracea
Lineage: Eukaryota; Viridiplantae; Streptophyta; Magnoliopsida; Brassicales; Brassicaceae
Exons: 1
Coding region: 1-1593 (530 amino acids)
Biological process (GO): DNA integration
Molecular function (GO): nucleic acid binding; RNA-DNA hybrid ribonuclease activity
Source: RefSeq, a predicted model, not a curated record